UGUCAUUCUUCUGUCAGGAACUCAGGAAGUGCAACCACAAGAACCGAACUGUCGGUAGUGUUUGUCAUACGUCAGAGCAGUUCUUAAAAUUAUUUUCCUAUUUAAAGCUUUUUCUUAAAUUUUCACGCUAAUAUUUGUGUGCUAAGCGUUUCAUUGCCAUGUCUCAGCAAGUCUCAUACCCGCUGCCUCAACAAGCUGCUGUCUUGAAUGGAGAUUCGCAAUCGCUGGAAAAUCAAUUACAAAAGCCGGAUUGUCACACUUCCCUACUGGAAAACCAAAAUUCUUAUACUGGUGUGGCACAGCUCCCUGUAAUGGUAGCAGAAACUCAUCAAGCACUCAGUAUUUUCCCCAGAAGUGUCAGUAUGCCUUUGCCCAACAAUAAUAAUGUUGGAUCAAAUCAAACAUCCCCAGAUGCUUUGUCAACUGUGGGUGAACUUCCUGGAUUAAAUAGUAACAAUAGCAGUGAAGUCAGAUCAGCAACAGUAGCAAAAAUUGAACAUCUCAAGAAUUGGAGCAUUUCAACAUACAAGUGCACUAAACAAAUGAUUUCCGAAAAACUUGGAAAAUCUUCAAGAACUGUUGACACAGAACUUGAAUCCCAAAUUGAUCUACUCCGUGAUGUACAACGUAAAUACCUUAAUAUUUUAAGGUUGUCCAGGGCAUUAUCUUCUCAUUUUCAUCAUGUAGUCAGUACACAGCAAGGAUUGGGAGAAGCCUUUGCUGAUUUAGCCCAGAAAUCUCCUGAACUACAAUCAGAAUUCCUUUGCAACGCUGAAACCCAGCGAAGUUUAAGCCGUCACGGAGAAAUUUUAAUGGCAGCCCUUGAUUUCUUUGUAUCAUCGGUCAAUACGCUCGUGAAUAAAACCAUGGAAGAUACUCUACUUACAGUCAAACGUUACGAGGCUGCAAGGAUUGAAUACGAUGCAUAUCGUUCGGAUUUGGAAAUUCUUUUGCAGUCUCCAAUUAGUCAAUCGAAUGCUCUAGCUGAUGCGCAACGCGCUCACGAUGAGCACAAGGUGGAAUUCGAAAAGCUUCGAGCGGAUGUUUCAGUCAAACUUAGAUUUCUGAAUGAGAAUCGAGUCAAAGUGAUGCAUAAACAGUUGUUACUAUUCCACAAUGCCGUCUCUGCGUAUUUUUCAGGCAAUCAAACAGCAUUAGAAGCUACCCUAAAGCAAUUCAAUAUUAAGAUGAAAACUGGUAACAUUGCCCCAUCUUCUUGGUUGGAACAGUGAGGAAGACUGAGUUUAGAAAUGCCGUGCUGUCCUGAUUUAUACGAGUAAAUAAUUUACUUUUGAGUUACAGAUUUUUGCACUUUGCUUAUUUAAAAUCUCAAUUUUUUAUGUCAUUUAUUAGCAGUUCUUCUAUAUAUUACUAUUUAAAAAUCUGAGGUUUUCUUCUCUUAGCCGACUUAUAGUCUUGAUAGUCAACACUUUCAGCACUAUAGCGAUCCCUUUAUCCAUUUAAGUUCAAUUAGCUGUUAAUGUUUAGUCGAACUGAAAAAUUCAGAUUGAGUUCCAUUAAAUCAUACCUAGUCACAGUAAUUUGAGGUAGCAUAAAAUACUUCAUACCAAAAUUUCAGAUUUUCUAGUUAGUAGUUACAUUUAAUUACCCUAUUCUUUUCACACAUUUGUCUAGCGGUCAUCUAAAUAGGUUUCCUUUUGUCUUGUAUGCAUGUCCUUCCUGCAAUCGGGUUCUAUUUUCGUUUUCGUCAAGCUACUUUUACACAAUAUGCACGGUCGACGUUUCUGUAGUACUAUGGGGCUGAAAACUUGUUCACCUACAUGCAUAUCGCAUACAUGUUGGUUCUCAUAGCACCUUAGAAACGGAGAAAUAAAGUGGUAAAAAUGUGAAAGUAGCUAUGAUAAAUUUCCUGAGUCAAUGCGUUUGAAUAAUUUUUCUUGCGAAAUAACAAUAAACGGUUUUGGCGUUUGAUACAAA
This is a messenger RNA of Daphnia pulex (common water flea), 1938 nucleotides long. It is a transcript of the gene Arfip, whose product is annotated as arfaptin-2-like. Gene Ontology annotation, biological process: regulation of Arp2/3 complex-mediated actin nucleation; intracellular protein transport. The record is from RefSeq and is a predicted model, not a curated record. Gene Ontology annotation, molecular function: protein domain specific binding; phospholipid binding. Bases 159 to 1232 code for a protein of 357 amino acids. Gene Ontology annotation, cellular component: trans-Golgi network membrane. The transcript has 4 exons. NCBI's taxonomy places the organism in Eukaryota, Metazoa, Arthropoda, Branchiopoda, Diplostraca, Daphniidae.